AUGAACAACUGUUCAACCAACUAUUCUGCACGAUUAAGGAGUCGAACGAAACAACCUGUAUAUACAUCGGAUAAGAGAGCGAAAUUCACCCAGAGAGAAAACAAAAAAUGGAUACGUUUCGUAACAGUGCUCGGUUAUAUUUUCUUCGUUUCUCUACCUGCUGUAUCUUUGAGCAUUUAUUAUAUUUAUAUCUGGGAUCCAGGAUACAUCAACAAAUUUCCACCUGAGGCGUUCAACAGCUCAUCUCCAAUACAUAUAGCUCCAAUUCUCUCUUCUCGCUUGGAACGCGACUAUCCACUUCCUUUAACAACUUCUAGUGGGGAAGCUAAUGUCAAUGAUGAUGUGGUACAACAGUUAUGUCCUAAUUGCAAACACCAAGCUGUAGAUCUUGCAACCAUUUUGGCGGAAGGCACGAAAUCCAUGGAAACCUCUGUUGAAUCGCCAAAUGUCCUUCAUCCUGCAGAAGCUGAUCUUCGCAUAAGCACUUGA
This is a messenger RNA of Strongylus vulgaris, 489 nucleotides long. The record is from the annotation of a GenBank genome assembly. NCBI's taxonomy places the organism in Eukaryota, Metazoa, Nematoda, Chromadorea, Rhabditida, Strongylidae.